Messenger RNA from Hevea brasiliensis (rubber tree), 2480 nucleotides. RefSeq names its product inositol transporter 4. The coding region runs from base 475 to 2208 and encodes 577 amino acids. Lineage: Eukaryota; Viridiplantae; Streptophyta; Magnoliopsida; Malpighiales; Euphorbiaceae. The record is from RefSeq and is a predicted model, not a curated record. Gene Ontology annotation, biological process: transmembrane transport. Gene Ontology annotation, cellular component: membrane. Gene Ontology annotation, molecular function: myo-inositol:proton symporter activity. The transcript has 7 exons.
AUUUAAGGAGAAUUUACUAAAUUAUUUUAGUCUAUAAAUUCUAUCCAUUAUCUUAGUUGUGGUCCUCAAUAGAGUUAUAAAAAUAUAUAGUGUGGCCAUGCUUUUCGAUGUAGGAAUUUCUUUUUGGCCAUAGUAUUUUUCUUUAUACUUUUUAUUUUUUUUUAAAUGUAUUACUAAAAAUAAUGUGGCCCAAAAGAAAUUCCUACAAACACUCACUCUGUCGUAUCUUAAAAUAGCCAAAAAUUUAUUCCAUUCUAAUUAUGGUAAUAGAAAACUUAUAAAAAUCACAAAUUAUUUGCUAACUUUGAAUCAUCCAAAUUUGAUAAGGAAUUGAAAGCUUUUGAUAAUUCACUACUUCUCAUUUGCAAUCUAUAGAGAUAAGAAGACAAGUUUAUCCGAUUGUAUUUGAAUUUUUUUAGGAUUUCCUCUGUUUAAUUGUACUUGAAUUCCCAGUUUUUCCUGCUGUAAAGAAACAUGGUUGAAGGUGGUAUUGCAAAAGCAGACAAGACAGAAUUCACAGAAUGCUGGCGUACGGCCUGGCGGACUCCUUACAUUAUGAGGCUUGCACUCUCAGCAGGCAUUGGAGGGCUUCUGUUUGGUUAUGAUACAGGGGUUAUUUCUGGUGCCCUGCUUUACAUCCGUGAUGACUUCGAAUCUGUUGACAAGAAAACAUGGCUACAGGAGACCAUCGUGAGUAUGGCUGUUGCAGGAGCUAUUGUUGGAGCCGGAUGUGGUGGAAUCAUCAAUGAUAGAUUUGGGAGGAAAAAGUCAAUUUUAUCUGCUGAUUUUGUUUUCUUUAUUGGUGCUGUGAUCAUGGCCAUUGCUCCUGCUCCCUGGGUUAUAGUUGUGGGAAGAAUUUUUGUUGGUUUCGGGGUUGGAAUGGCAUCCAUGACAUCACCUCUUUACAUAUCUGAAUCCUCACCUGCGAGAAUUCGAGGGGCACUUGUUAGUACAAAUGGUUUGCUAAUUACAGGGGGCCAGUUUUUGUCUUACUUGAUCAAUCUUGCCUUCACCAAGGCUAAGGGAACCUGGCGUUGGAUGCUCGGGGUUGCUGGCAUCCCCCCUGUAGUUCAGUUUGUGCUGAUGUUAUCACUUCCUGAGUCCCCCAGAUGGCUCUACAGACAGAACAAGGUAGAUGAAGCGAGGGCUAUCUUGGAAAGGAUAUAUCCUGCUGAUGAAGUUGACAAGGAGAUGAAAGCUUUAGCUUCAUCUAUUGAAGCUGAAAAGGCGGAUGAAGCUGCUAUUGGGGACAACAUGUUCUCUAAAGUAAAGGGUGCAUUUACAAACACUGUAGUCCGCAGGGGACUCUAUGCGGGCAUAACUGUUCAAGUUGCUCAGCAGUUUGUUGGUAUAAACACCGUCAUGUACUAUGCUCCAACCAUAGUCCAGUUUGCUGGAUUUGCUUCAAACUCGGUGGCCUUAGCACUUUCUCUCAUUACUUCAGGCCUCAAUGUUGUGGGCACCAUGAUUAGUAUGGCUUUUGUUGAUAGAUAUGGAAGGAGGAGGCUGUUGAUGGUUUCUAUGAUUGCUACCAUCGGUUUCCUUGUGGCCUUAUCGGUUGUAUUUAUCGAAGCUUCUUCCCAUGCUCCUAAGGUUAGUGCAAUGGAGACUGCACAGUUUGGGAAAAACUCUACUUGUCCCAAAUACCUGACCUUGUCAGAUACAUCAAAAUGGAGCUGCAUGUCCUGUUUGAAAGCAGAUUGUGGUUUCUGUGCUAAUGCAGCCAGCGAAUUUCAACCUGGAGCAUGCUUGGCUGACACCAAGGCCUUAAAAAGCACAUGUCAUGCACAACAUCGGGUGUUUUUCGAGAAUGGUUGUCCAAGUAAAUUUGGAUUUCUUGCUGUAGUACUCCUUGGACUCUAUAUAAUUGCUUAUGCACCUGGAAUGGGUACUGUACCAUGGAUUGUGAAUUCAGAAAUUUACCCAUUGAGAUAUAGAGGCAUUGGUGGAGGGAUUGCUGCAGUGUCGAACUGGUCUUCGAAUCUUAUAGUUAGUGAAACAUAUUUAACUCUGACUGAGCAUCUUGGAGCUGGUGGUACCUUUUUCCUAUUUGCUGCAAUUUCCUGCGUUGGACUUGCAUGCAUCUUCUGGUUUGUUCCUGAAACCAAAGGCCUACAAUUUGAGGAGGUUGAGAAAAUCUUAGAGGAAGGAUACAGGCCAGAUUUGUGUGGAGGAAAGAAAAAGAGGAAGAAUGUCGAUACUGUAUAAUUCUGAAGAAGCUUGAGCUGAAAGUGAGAGACAAAAAUUGCAGAUUUGCAGUACCUAUUACAAUUCCUAUAAUUAUUGUUAAUAGUAUUCCGUGUUUUUAAUGAGGAAGGAAUCCUAUUGCUCUCAUCAAGUAAAAAGAUAGUGCCUUGUGCAAAUUCAGUCCUAUUUAAUGACUGAAUUAUGUAAAGAAUAAGGUUCUCAUUGGGUUUAAAGUAAUGAACAAUUGUUUCCUUAUUGGCAAUUAAUGGAAAAGCUUUCUUUUCGUAUUAAAA